AUGGCUAAACCUGUGAUGAUUAGUGUCUUGGAGUGCGAUAAUCACAUUGACCCCGACAGAUCGAAGUGGGGAGGUUAUGGCCCUCUUGUUUCCAAAUGGCUCAGGUCAAACGAUCGUUUGCAAGAACUCGCACAAAUACGUGUCUGGGAUGUCAAGAAUGCCAUGGACUAUCCGGAGCCAGGGGAUUACGAUGUGCUCAUAAUUACUGGUGCACCCGCAAACCCAGAAGGCGAGGAACCCUGGUUGGUGAAGCUCCGGGAGUAUAUCGAAAAAGAAGUCGAAACAGCAUCUCAUCAAAGGUUUGUCGGCUUUUGCUUCGGUCACCAGAUCUUGGCUAUGGCGUACGGGCUGUCCGUUGAAUGCAAUGACUCCGGGUCAAAGAUCAAGACUUGGGACAAUUCCAUAAUCUCGGCUCGACGGAUCAUACUCGCAUACAAGGUCUCUUUCUUCCUAAACGCCUUUGGUCGCUCCAAGCGCACCCCGAAUUUGACGCUGAAGCAUUAG
This is a messenger RNA of Fusarium musae, 504 nucleotides long. RefSeq lists its product as uncharacterized. Lineage: Eukaryota; Fungi; Ascomycota; Sordariomycetes; Hypocreales; Nectriaceae. The transcript has 3 exons. The record is from RefSeq and is a predicted model, not a curated record. Gene Ontology annotation, cellular component: cytosol; nucleus. Bases 1 to 504 code for a protein of 167 amino acids.